AUCCCUGUGUCUGUGACGUCCAACACCCCCUUUCUCCGUUACACUCGUCUGAAGAGGUAAAAAAAAGAGAACAAAACACCAAAAGAAAGAAAAAAAAAAAAAAAAAUUAACGUAAAAGUAAAAGAAAAAAUUCAAUUUGUGACUUCUGUCUUCCUAUGUGAUACAACGCGGACAGGGAAAAAGAAAACGUUGGGUGUGAUGAGGGGUGUGGGUUAAACGAAAUAUCGCCGAGGUGCGAAAGGAGCCCGUAAGGAAAUAUGCCGCCAUCUUUGAUAACGCCGAUUUUCAGCCCGUUGCUGCUGUUACUCGUCGCGGCUGACAACAGCUGGGCCUUCAAUUCACGACAAGGAGAAUGCACUUUUCCGUCGCGAUGGGAGGGCAGCUGGUUCCAAAGCGGCGUUUAUCAGCCCAUCACCGUUUCAAGGAGCAUUUUUUCAAGCAAGGGACGCUGCCUGCACAACGAAGGCGACAAGUUCCUCCUCGUCGACGAAAAAUCGUGUUAUCGUUGCGUCGUGAUACAUGAAAAACACCCGAACGUCCUGCAGUACAAAGAAACGUUUUGCCACGGUAGGAAUUCCCUGGCGUCCUUGUGCUCUUACAUAACAGGAGACGCAUUGCUCUUCUCGAUGUUUCGCGAGGAAGCUCAGGCAGUGCCCUGCCCUUUUCGAGGGCCCAUGACCUUCUCCUAUAACAGAGGUCACGAAACUUGUUCAAGCCCCCAGAGCAACGUUGACACCUGCACCGAGGACAGCAGACUUCUCUUCCGGUAUCAAGCCUGCCCGGACAUCCCGGCCUCCGAAAGCGCAGUUGAGGAGCUGGAGUGUCUGGCGACCUGGAAGGAAGGUAGCAGCCGAUACCUGGUGGGUCGCCUUCACCACAGACACGCGUCGAACAACGAGGACCGCUAUCGCUGCUUCGUCUACGAAAGGGUGAGCCAGUCGAUCGGAGGUCUGAAUCGAGCCGGCCUGGGUCUCGACCAGGAUGUCCCCUUGCCCGGAGGCCCGAUUCCCGAAGGAGCCCCAGAAAUUUAUCGGGUUGCACAGAGUGACGACGCGACCUGCAACGGCCUCUUCAGCACAAUGGAAGGCUCGAGGUCGAUGACGCUGAGGAAAGCACCAUCUCCAGGAAAAUGUAGAUUUCCCAGCUGGCUGAGCGGACACACAGCCGGAGGCCUGACUUGGCACACCUUGGACUUGACUCGAUCGUACACCUUCCAUCCGCGAAAUGCCUCGCUUCACACAAUGAGGUCAAACUCGUCGACGAUCCGGUACGAAAACGGAGCUGCGGAGGGUCAAGAGGCUCCUGGAGGACAGGACGAGCAGGACUUCAAGAUCCUCUGCAAUGUUAUCAAACAAUCGAAUCCUGGACAAACGAUGGCUAUGAUCGUAGCGCACUUCACCGUUGGAUGCCGCAGCGGCUACAUGUGCAUGACUUUCUACAAAAGGGACGGUCACGUGGUAGAAGUGCAGACUGGAAACACGGUCGCCCGACCGGAAGAGGCCUGCAGCCCGCCUCACUACAUCCCCCAAAACACCCCCUACAUCACUCUCGUCACGAGUUCACCGGAGCCACGGCAAUGUCCUUACCUCGGUAAGUUCACGGUUACGGGGAUGAAUCGAAACCAGAGAAACACGCGGGAGAAUCGGCGGAUCCACGAAGUUCACAGGGACAAGGAGAAGGUGCGGCAUGCCCAGGAGAAGACGUUCGAGGUAGAGGCGAGGCGGGCGAACAAUGAUUAUCUUGUGCACGAACGGCGGGGCCGGAAAACGCGGUCCAACAGGGGGGUGGGCCGCUCGCUCCGGGCCCCGCGAGGCGCCGAGGGGCCUGAGGACCUCCUCGAGGGUGCCGAGGACUUCACGAGGCGGCAGCGCCGGUUUUGGGGCCCACGAAGCGAGGAGGGGGGCGACGGGAAGCCGGACUUCGUUCAGUCCCACGUCGACUACUUCGGGGACUACGACACCGCCUCGCGACCGACGAAGCGCAGCGGUCCCAUCGACCUCGCCGACGCCAUCAGGCGCCGACGGGCCUUGCGGCCCGACGCCGAGCGUGACUCCUCGGACAAGAGGGAGAAACGCGAGGAGGAAGAAUCGGGGUGUGUUUCCGAAGUCACCACCCUCACCGUUGGAUGCUCGACCGCCGACAGGAUGGAGUUUCAGGGCGAUUGUGCCGACGACGAUACCGUCACUGCUUAUUCCUGCCACGGACGUUGGUUCGACACGGAGGGCACGCAAUUCGUAAUUGCGACUCCUCUGGCAACGAGGAGGACGGCAUGGUCUAACGACAACAACAGACCGCAGCCAUUCCGCAACAGCAGAAGACUCUGUUUCAUGUACCGUGAAAGCGGCGGUGUGGUCAGUUUGACCGCCAGUCCGGUCGCUUGUCAACGAGGUGUACCACCGCCGCCUCCAAUGUUGGCUUUCAACGCGACGAGCAUAGGCCAAUGCGUGGAGGACAACGUCGCACCGACGGUGAGAACUUCGGGGAUAACGAUUAGCUUGGCGAUAACGAUUAUCGCGAUCUUCAGGUGAUUCUGAGUGUGUGUAAAAAAGAAAACUAAGGAUAUGGAGAAACAACUCGACGGACGAGAGAGACACGCGAAUACCGUGUCUCGAUGUAUAAUAAUUCAUGUAAAAAGCUACACUUCCGAGACUUCGAUAAGUUUAAUGAAAAAAAAAGAAAAUAAAAAAAAUCCACACACA
Molecule: messenger RNA, 2699 nt
Organism: Diprion similis
Lineage: Eukaryota; Metazoa; Arthropoda; Insecta; Hymenoptera; Diprionidae
Exons: 11
Coding region: 258-2528 (756 amino acids)
Source: RefSeq, a predicted model, not a curated record